Molecule: messenger RNA, 1305 nt
Organism: Plenodomus lingam JN3
Lineage: Eukaryota; Fungi; Ascomycota; Dothideomycetes; Pleosporales; Leptosphaeriaceae
Biological process (GO): protein O-linked glycosylation; cell wall mannoprotein biosynthetic process; protein N-linked glycosylation
Cellular component (GO): Golgi apparatus; membrane
Molecular function (GO): alpha-1,2-mannosyltransferase activity
Source: RefSeq, a predicted model, not a curated record
AUGGCGCUUCCCAAGGGCAUGCGCUUUUUGGCGGGCGCCACCUUCUGCAUCUUCAUCUACAUGUUUGUGCAGAUGAUGAAGAGUCCAGGUUCUGAAGGUUCACUCAAGGUUCCGAGUAAGAGCCCGGCUGAUGCUGGGCGCAAAACUUGGGGAGAUUGGGAUCAUGAUCCACAACUAGACCGUAUGUAUUACCCUUGGCUUUCACAUUCAGAAAUCGCACAAGGCAGAGAGUGUAGGGUGAAAGAGACUGAUGACGACGCACCUAUAGCAUCUGGUGAACCACCGGAACCCUUACGCAGAGUCGACGGCGAUAAUUACGCCCCAGGCAACCCCAACAGCGCUCGUAUAAACGCGACCAUACUCUCUCUAGUCCGCAAUGAAGAACUCAAAGAUCUGCUGCAGAGCAUGCACGACCUCGAACGCACAUGGAACCACAAGUUCAAUUACCCGUGGACCUUCUUCAACGACAAGCCCUUCACCAAGGAGUUCAAGGAGAAGACUCGCGCUGCCACAAACGCAGAAGUACGCUACGAGCUUGUUCCUCCUGAGCACUGGGAAAUACCAUCAUGGAUAAACAUGGACCUAUACAGCGAGUCUGUUGCACUCUUCGGGAAAAAGGUGCAAUACAUGGGCAUGAAGUCGUAUCAUCAAAUGUGCCGUUGGAACAGCGGCAUGUUCAGCCAACAUCCUGCUCUCAAAGACAUACAGUACUACUGGCGUGUGGAGCCCAACGUCCACUUCUUCUGUGACGUCGACUACGAUGUCUUCGCAUGGAUGCAAGACCACAACAAAACCUACGGCUUCAACAUCAACCUCUACGACAGCCCUGAAAGCGUUAUCACGCUUUGGCCCGAAACCAAGAAAUUUAUCGAAGACAACCCCGGUUAUGUCCACCCCAACAAUGCGCGUGAAUGGCUCGAAGAUGACAAGCGACGGCCUGAGAACGCGGAAAAGGCACGUGGGUACUCUACAUGCCAUUUCUGGUCGAAUUUUGAAAUUGGUGAUUUAAACUUUUGGAGGAGCAAAAAAUAUCGUGAUUUCUUCGACCACCUCGACCGAGCGGGCGGCUUCUUCUACGAGAGAUGGGGUGAUGCGCCGGUACACAGUGUGGCGUUGGGUCUGUUUGAGGACAAAAGCAAGAUUCAUUGGUUUAGAGAUAUCGGAUACCAGCAUAUCCCAUUCUUUAACUGCCCGAACAGUCCGAAGUGCUCGGGCUGUGUGGCAGGGCGGUUUACCGAUGGCGAGAAGUGGUUGAACAAGGAUGACUGUCGUCCUUUGUGGUUCAAGUACGUUGGUAUGGACUAA